UAAAUCAUUAAAAUAUCAAACCACCUCCAUUCCUUCCUGUCUUCUUUUCUUUCCAUAAUUUUCACAUUUUACAAAACUUCUAUAACUGUCGCGUUCAACAACCCCAUCUUCAACCUCAUCACACCCCGAUUUUCUAAUAUACAGUAUCCUUCCUUACGUUUAUACCAUUUUUAUAUGUAUAUUAAUUAUCUGUUUGAGAGAUGAAUGCUUCCGGGUUUAAGCCAGCACUGCCUGGAAUUUCGAGCUCGAAAAGGCUCGGAUUUUUUAGCUUCAGUGGCGGUAAUCAACCCCUUGAUUUGAAACCGAGAGGGGUUUGCCUGAUCAAGGCUGCCAUGGAAGAGACCCGGACGCUUAAACUGGAUGUGAAUGGCAAGGUGGAGGAUAAGCUGCCAAAUGGGCACGCAGGCAAAAAUCAUAACCGAUUGUCUACAAUGGGAAACUCAACAAACAUAAAGUGGCAUGAAUGCCCUGUUGAAAAAAUUGACAGACAGAAGCUUCUCAAACAAAAGGGUUGUGUUGUAUGGAUCACCGGUCUCAGUGGUUCAGGGAAGAGCACUGUAGCAUGUGCCUUGAGUCACAUGUUGUACCAGAGAGGAAGCUUGUCUUACAUUCUUGAUGGCGACAACAUCAGGCACGGUCUAAAUCGUGACCUUAGUUUUAAAGCAGAAGACCGUGCCGAGAAUAUAAGGAGAGUUGGGGAGGUAGCAAAACUUUUUGCAGAUGCUGGAUUUAUUUGCAUCGCCUGCCUGAUUUCUCCAUACAGAAGGGACCGGGCUGAAUGUCGUGCAAUGUUACCAAGCGAUGAUUUUGUUGAGGUUGGUGCUUCGCCAGCUUAUGACUUAUUUUUCAAACUACAAGUGCAGCAAGUGUUUAUGGAUGUUCCCCUCCAAGUUUGUGAGAACAGAGACCCAAAAGGCUUGUAUAAGCUUGCUCGUGCUGGAAAGAUCAAAGGUUUUACUGGCGUUGAUGAUCCAUAUGAACCACCAUUGGAUGCUGAGAUAGUAUUGCAAUGCAACACAGGAGACUGUUCUACCCCAUGUGACAUGGCUGAGAAGGUGAUUUCUUACUUGGAGGUAAAAGGAUAUCUCCAAGCAUAAAAUUGCUGCUGCGAUCACGACUCUCAGUCAUGAUGCCUUUGUUAUUGGAGUAUUACUAGCAAUGGAGGAAGCUGCUCACUUCCGUAGUUGAUAAAUAUCAAAUAAAUCGAUUAGUCUUUCGGUGUUUUGUCAGUUAAUUUAUCAAUUAACUAACGAAACCUUCUUGGCCUCCGCAACACGGAUGGAAAUUUAAUUUCUUUUGAUUUGUAUUUAUUAAUUAAUCUGGAACUGGCUUGGGAAUAUGUAAAAUUCUUAUGAAUGUUUCUGUGGGGGACGUAGUUAUGCCACCGAAAGAGAGAGAAAGGAAAGAAUAAGAGCGUAUAUUCUUGUUUGAUUUC
Messenger RNA from Populus trichocarpa (black cottonwood), 1435 nucleotides. RefSeq names its product adenylyl-sulfate kinase 3. The record is from RefSeq and is a predicted model, not a curated record. Gene Ontology annotation, molecular function: adenylylsulfate kinase activity; ATP binding. The transcript has 7 exons. Bases 201 to 1097 code for a protein of 298 amino acids. NCBI's taxonomy places the organism in Eukaryota, Viridiplantae, Streptophyta, Magnoliopsida, Malpighiales, Salicaceae. Gene Ontology annotation, biological process: sulfate assimilation.